CUUGAACGAUCUCAUAGCAUCUACAUAAUGCUUAACAUCGCUCGUUCUCGUACCGCUCUCCCUCGUCCCGCUCGUCUCCUCCAAUCAGCUACUGUGGCCAAAAGAGGAUACGCCAGCAAAGAUGUCUUCUUUGGUAAUGACGCUCGACAAGGGAUGUUGAGAGGUGUCGACAUCCUCGCAAAAGCCGUCUCUGCCACCCUCGGUCCCAAGGGUCGCACCGUCAUCAUCGGUCAAAGUUUCGGCGGACCAAAAAUCACCAAAGACGGUGUCACUGUGGCCAAAGCCAUUACCCUCAAAGAUCCUGUCGAGAACCUCGGAGCAAGAUUGGUCCAAGACGUUGCUUCCAAAACCAAUGACACGGCUGGUGACGGUACCACCACUGCUACCGUUCUCGCCCGUGCUAUUUACUCUGAAGGUGUCAAAAAUGUCGCUGCGGGUUGCAACCCUAUGGAUCUUCGUCGAGGUUCACAAAAAGCAGUAGAAGAAGUUCUCAAAGUUCUCGAAGCGAACAAGAGGGUUAUCACUACUUCUGAAGAGAUCGCCCAGGUCGCCACCAUUUCUGCCAACGGUGAUACUCAUAUAGGCAGCAUCAUCGCUCAAGCCAUGGAAAAAGUCGGUAAAGAAGGUGUCAUCACUGUAAAAGAAGGUCGAACUAUCGAUGACGAAAUUGAAAUCACCGAAGGGAUGCGAUUCGAUCGUGGAUUCCUUUCACCUUACAUGAUUACCGACGCGAAAAAUCAACGUGUAGAAUUGGAGAAACCCUUUAUCUUGCUCUCGGAAAAGAAGAUAUCUGCUCUCCAAGAUAUCCUACCUUCUCUCGAAAUUGCCGCUCAGACUAGACGCCCUUUACUCAUCAUUGCUGAAGAUGUGGAUGGUGAGGCCUUGGCGGCGAUUAUCCUCAACAAGCUUCGUGGUCAGCUCACCGUCGCCGCCGUCAAAGCACCUGGAUUCGGGGACAACAGGAAAUCCAUCUUGGGUGAUAUCGCCAUCCUUACUGGUGGAACGGUUUUCACGGAUGAGUUGGAUGUCAAACUGGAAAAAGCUACUCCUGAUUUAUUCGGAACUACUGGAUCGAUCACUAUCACCAAAGAAGACACCAUCAUUUUGAAUGGUGAAGGUGACAAAUCGGCCAUUCAGGCUCGAUGUGAACAGAUUAGAGGUGUCAUUGCCGAUACUACCACGAGCGAUUAUGAUCGUACCAAGUUGCAAGAGAGAUUGGCCAAGUUGGGUGGGGGAGUGGCAGUCAUCAAAGUGGGAGGAUCUAGUGAAGUGGAGGUCGGGGAGAAGAAGGAUAGGUAUGAUGAUGCUUUGAACGCUACUAGAGCGGCUGUUGAAGAAGGUAUUGUCCCCGGAGGUGGGACUGCUUUGUUGAAAGCUUCCCGAGCUCUAGAAGCCCUUACCGUGGAAAACUUUGAUCAAAAACUAGGAGUCUCCAUUAUCCGUCACGCCAUCCUCCGUCCCGCUCGAACCAUAGUCGAUAACGCUGGAGAAGAAGGUUCCGUGGUAGUUGGUAAACUGUUAUCGGACGAAUUCUCUUCUCCUGACAAGUUCAACUGGGGAUACGACGCUCAAACUUCUCAAUAUAGGGAUAUGAUCUCUGCUGGUAUUCUCGACCCAUUGAAAGUGGUCCGUACCGCUUUGGUGGAUGCGAGUGGGGUGGCUAGUUUGUUGACUACCAGCGAAGCUUGUGUGGUCGAUGCGGAGGAGAAAACGCCCGCUGGGGGAAUGGGAGGAAUGGGUGGAAUGCCAGGGAUGGGAGGGAUGGGGAUGAUGUGAGGUUUUGAUCGAGCUUAUCAGAUCCACAUGUAGCUCUUUGAGGUAGAUAGGAUAGAUCAAUGAAGGGUCGUAGGGAUGGAGAUGAAGAGUAAUUCAAGGGGAGAGAGACGUGGGCUGAGUGAGACAAUUAGUGAGGGGGUAAUGCGAUGAAUAGAUGACGUUGGAGAAUGAUAGUGCAGGUCGAGCGGGGAUUACAGAGUCAUGUUGCAUUUGGGAAGUAUUGAACAAAAUGGGAUAGGGUAUCAUCGUAUGCAUCUCCACUCUUCGAA
Tremella mesenterica DSM 1558 is the source of this 2045-nucleotide messenger RNA. RefSeq lists its product as uncharacterized. The record is from RefSeq and is a predicted model, not a curated record. Gene Ontology annotation, molecular function: protein-folding chaperone binding; ATP binding; ATP-dependent protein folding chaperone. The coding region runs from base 28 to 1776 and encodes 582 amino acids. Gene Ontology annotation, cellular component: mitochondrial inner membrane; mitochondrial matrix. The transcript is spliced from 5 exons. Lineage: Eukaryota; Fungi; Basidiomycota; Tremellomycetes; Tremellales; Tremellaceae. Gene Ontology annotation, biological process: protein import into mitochondrial intermembrane space; mitochondrial unfolded protein response; protein refolding.